UUGUGCUGAAGUAAAAAGUUGUCCCAUAAAGAUGACACCUAAUGUACGAACUCGCGUUCAAACUGGGAGGUUGCUGGACGAUCUCGCGAGAUUAGCCAGCUAGCAGAGGCGUUAGCUCCCCUGGUUCAUUGUAGAGUCUGAAUAUUGCCGUAAAGCGAACUGAAUCGAUACCAUUUUAAAAGGUAUAAUUAAGAAGCGAUAGAGGAGACAACGAUGUAGUCGUUUGCUGUUCGUCCUUAUUCUUAUCUGUGUGUGUUGAUUUAGUGCGUGUGUGUUUUAUUAUGUUUAGGAUUAUUUUUUGUUUUCAAUCGCCGCACCCACCGUAUUCAUUUUCAGUGUGGGCUGGCUAGCUAGCUACAAAACUCUGCUGGGAGCUUUGGCUGUGAAGCCGGGCGGCAGGUGUAACGUUAUUUGAAUAAAACAGAGCAGCCAGUUACGAGAGAGCUUAAAUUGCCACGACGCUGGAUUUAAAUAGUAUUUGCGGGUAGUGCUAAUGCUGACUAGGUCUCAGAUCCAUUCACCAGCCUGUAGCCUAGUGAUUAGUUAACCUGGUAACGUACGGCAGUCAUCAUGACAGGUGAGAAGAUACGCACCAUGCGAAAGGACCACAACAAACCGAACAAAAAUGAGGAGAUAAUGGACACGUUCGAUGAGACCUCAAAUGGAACUAUCCCUAACGGUACCAGUAACCAUUUCAAAUCCUACAAGGCUUUUCAGAAAUCAGUCAAAACCUCCGUACUGCAGCAGCAACAGCAGCUCAAUGCAAACAACAUUAACGGCAAUCCAUCAUCAAUUGGCACCAUUGUCAAUGAUAACAACAAGAACCCAAUAAUCCUGACAAGUGAGGACUUGGAGUUCCCUGUUCAUGAAUGCGUGUUCAAGGGAGAUGUGCGACGGCUCUCCUCUCUCAUCAGGACCCACAGCAUAUCUCAGAAAGAUGUACAUGGGAACACACCUCUUCACCUGGCUGUGAUGCUGGGCCACAAAGAAUGUGCCCUCCUUCUGCUGGCCCAUAAUGCACCUGUAAAGAUAAAGAACGCACAGGGAUGGAGUCCUCUAGCAGAAGCCAUCAGCUACGGCGACAGGCAAAUGAUCACAGCAAUACUACGGAAGUUAAAGCAGCAAUCCAGGGAGAGUGUGGAGGAUAAGAGGCCAAAAUUACUGAAAGCUCUCAGGGAGCUUGGUGACUUUUAUCUGGAGCUGCAUUGGGAUUUUCAGAGCUGGGUGCCUUUGUUGUCCAGGAUGCUGCCAUCUGAUGCUUGUAAAAUCUACAAGCAGGGCAUCAAUAUUAGGCUUGACACCACUCUCAUAGACUUCACUGAUAUGAAAUGUCAGCGCGGAGAUCUUAGUUUCAUUUUCAGCGGCGAAGCUACACCUUCCCAGUCCUUUGUGGUUAUGGACAAUGAAGCAAAAGUGUACCAAAGAAUACACCACGAGGAGUCAGAGAUGGAGACUGAAGAAGAGGUGGAUAUUCUGAUGAGCAGUGACGUCUACUCUGCGACUCUGUCUACCAAGUCCAUCACUUUCUCCCGUAGUCAGAUUGGCUGGCUCUUCAGAGAGGAUAAAACAGAGAGAGUUGGAAACUUCCUGGCAGAUUUCUAUGCAGUGAACGGUUUGGUGCUAGAGUCAAGAAAACGGCGAGAGCACCUCAGUGAGGAGGACAUCCUGAGAAACAAAGCCAUCAUGGAGAGCUUGAGUAAAGGAGGCAGCAUCAGCGAACAGAACUUUGAGCCUGUGAGGAGACAGUCCCUCACAGCUCCAGCCCCCAACACAAUUUCUUGGGAAGAGUACAUCAAUGCAGAGCAAGGAAAGCCACCUCAUCUUGGGAGAGAGCUUGUGUGCAAGGAAAGCAAGAAGAACUUCAAAGCUACCGUAGCCAUGAGCCAGGAUUUCCCUCUAGGCAUUGAGUCGUUACUAAACGUGCUGGAGGUCAUAGCCCCGUUCAAGCACUUCAACAAACUCCGAGAGUUUGUUCAGAUGAAACUUCCACCUGGGUUUCCAGUCAAACUCGACAUCCCCGUCUUCCCCACGAUCACAGCAACUGUCACCUUUCAAGAAUUUCGCUACGACGAAUUUGAAGAGUCGAUUUUCUUCGUCCCUGCUGAAUACAAAGAAGAUCCCAGCCGCUUCCCAGACCUCUGACCAGUAAACUCAACUGACACAAACAGGAAAUGACCAGCGAGUUAAUAUGUUUGGGAGGUGGGAAACACAUAUGAGGAAUCUAGUAUUGUUUAAUUCAUAUAUUCUCCGUUUUUUUUUUUUUUUUUUUGUUUGUUUGUUUUUUUAGGGGGGGGGGUUCAGUUGAUCAGUUGUUCAUUUUGCAGAUGGAUCCAAAGCAAAUCAAUGCAAGCAGAUGUUACGGAGCGCCAUCUCACAUACAGAUGUGUAUCGGCAGUCGUUUUUGUGAAAAUGAGUGAUAGCUUUCAUUGUACUCGCUGUUUACCUACUGAGCAGUUACAUCGGCUGCUCAGUGCUGCUGUUCUCUUCUGUCAAAGGUGUCAGAAAACUCAGCCUGGACUCUUCACCGUCACUAUUUUAAUAUCUACUACAUCUCCUCAUCUCCAAGGACUGAUUCUCGUUCUUGAAACUGCACUGACACCGUCAUCUGUAAAUAAAUCAAGCCACAUCUGAAAUUCAUAAAAAGAAUCUCAAAUAUAUAUAUAGCUAUAUCCUUAAACUGAGCUUAAUAUUCAUUUAUAGAUGAUUUACUAUAUUAUAUAUAUAUAUAUCUAUAUCUCAUAUAGUGUGUAUGUGUAUGUAUAUAUUUUA
Xiphias gladius (swordfish) is the source of this 2769-nucleotide messenger RNA. RefSeq names its product ankyrin repeat domain-containing protein 13C-like. Gene Ontology annotation, molecular function: protein binding. Gene Ontology annotation, cellular component: cytoplasm. Bases 571 to 2142 code for a protein of 523 amino acids. The record is from RefSeq and is a predicted model, not a curated record. The transcript has 13 exons. Lineage: Eukaryota; Metazoa; Chordata; Actinopteri; Istiophoriformes; Xiphiidae.